AUGAUUAAAACUGAUCAAGGACGAAUAAUUGCUAGUCUGUUGAACAAACUAUACAAAAAGAUAAUUCUUGACAAAUUCAUAGUCCAAAAUAAAAAGGAAAAAAGAUGUCAGAGGAAUGAAAAGGAAUAUACAGUCCAAGAGAAUAGAUACAAGAAUCCUGCUUCAGAAAUCUUAGACAUAAGCUACACUUUAAUAAAACAAGCAGGAAAAAAAUCACAAAAGACUUUUAGAGCUUUUGCAAACUUGGUUCUAGAAACAGAAGAAGCUCAAAAGAAAAUUAAAAAAGCAUGGAUACUUUUGCAAGACAUGAAGAAGGCAUUUGACUUAGUUCUACUAGAAAUAAUUACAGCUUAUGAUUUAACAGAAGAAAUAAUAGCAGGAAAUGAUAUAAAUCAAGAAGAGGUAAUCUCUCUACUAAUUUGGCAGCUUUUUUAUGAUUCACUGUUGAAAAGAAUCCAAGAAGACAAAUCAUUAGGCUAUAUAGUAGAACAAGAGAUGUUAAGCAAUACAGACAUUAAUUGUAUUACAAAACAUAAGCAAGCAGUGAUUGCUUAUACAGAUGAUACUAUAUGGAUUACAAAUAAUAGAGCAUUAUAUAAAGAAAAAAGAGAGAAUAGUAUAGAAAAAAUAGGCAUUAGUUGGGCACAGAUCAGUAAUGAAGGAAAUUGGUCAGAAGAAGAAAUAGCAUUAAGACUUGAAGGCUGGCCUUUAGCAACAACAGCAGAAUUCAUAGCAAUAUGA
Molecule: messenger RNA, 741 nt
Organism: Cetraspora pellucida
Lineage: Eukaryota; Fungi; Glomeromycota; Glomeromycetes; Diversisporales; Gigasporaceae
Source: the annotation of a GenBank genome assembly